Molecule: messenger RNA, 480 nt
Organism: Bacidia gigantensis
Lineage: Eukaryota; Fungi; Ascomycota; Lecanoromycetes; Lecanorales; Ramalinaceae
Exons: 2
Coding region: 1-480 (159 amino acids)
Source: RefSeq, a predicted model, not a curated record
AUGCCGGUACCAAUGGAUAAUCCCGUGUUGGUGGAAUAUAUGCUACAGUAUCUCUAUGGUCUAGAUUACAUGGAGGAGCCUGGGGAAGACGACGACUUAUCUAAAUGGAGUAAAAAAAAGAGAAGUUCAAAAUUGCAGUCGAGGAGAAGAGAACAAUUAGAGGCUCAGCAAUGGCCUGAUAACUCAUUUGGGCCGUACGAAGAAGGACCGACUGCAAGUGAAGUUGAAUCAGACUAUUCCAAAGGAGUCUCUUCCGGCGGCAAUGCUGCAGUACAUGCACAGAUGUGUGCAAUCGCAGAUUUCUACGGUGUCCCUGAUCUGCAAAAGGUGGCGGCGCAUUUCCGAAGUGAUGCGGUACUUCGCGACAUUAUGGUGGACAAGAUCGCGACAGAUAACAAUUUGCUGGAUGAGCAGGAGGUAGAAGAGAUCCUCCAAAAGGACGGGGAGUUGGCCCUGGCGAUCGCGAAGCACAUGCGCUAA